AUGCGGGCCUGCGGGUUCAGCGGCCUCAGGGGUUCCAGCCCCAGCAGAACACACGCGUCCUCCGCGUGGCAGCCCCCGGAGGCUCAGAGCAGCCCCAUGGCCGGUCCCCGUCUCUCAGUCCUGCUGACCCUGCUGCUGUCCUUCGCCCUGGGAUCUGCUGGGCUAGAAGCCAACAACACCAGGGAAAGGAUUAUUAAUGGAUAUCCUUGUCGAGGGGGCUCCCAUCCCUGGCAGGUGGCCCUGUUUUUUGACCAUGAGUUCCAGUGUUCGGGCGUGCUGGUCCACAAGCAGUGGGUGCUCACUGUCGCCCACUGCCACAUGAGCGAGUACGUCGUGCAAAUGGGCAGUGAUCUUCUGCUCGAUGUGGAUCUCGAGGAGAUCAAGGCGACAGCAUCGUUCAUCCACCCCCUGUACAACCAUCUCACCCUUGACCAUGACAUCAUGCUUGUGAAGCUCUUCCGCCCAGCCCCGCUCUCGCCCACCGUGAGCACUGUGGAGGUGCCCUCCAGCUGCCACCGCCCUGGGACCAGCUGCACCGUGUCUGGCUGGGGCCUCACCUCCGAAACCGCAGGGUUCAAUCCAUUACACCUCAUGUGCUCGGAUGUCAAAAUCAUUUCCAACAACAGCUGCAAAAAGCUUUACGAUGUCGUGUUGGGAAGACACACCAUGUGCGUGGCCGACCCUGACAGAGGCUCCCACACCUGCAGAGGUGACUCGGGGAGCCCCCUGAUGUGCAACGGCAUGCUGCAGGGCCUGGUGUCCUCCGGAUACUCCCCGUGCCUGCCGCAAUCUGAACCAGUUCUGUUCACCCGCGUGUGCAGGUCCUGGAUCCGCGCGGGCGCCGCAGUCCCGGACCUCCGGGGGCUUGUCGUUUCCCAGCCUGACCACCAGGGGGAGCAGCAGGAGGGGCAGCGCCCCUCACCCUCUGAACCCAGACGCCGCCUCAGCGGACAUCAAGCCCGCAGCCCCUUCUUCCUCAGUCCCAGGAGUCGGGACUACCGGCCCCGUGCUCCCCCUAAUCAGUGA
Molecule: messenger RNA, 1026 nt
Organism: Pteronotus mesoamericanus
Lineage: Eukaryota; Metazoa; Chordata; Mammalia; Chiroptera; Mormoopidae
Product: kallikrein-7-like
Exons: 7
Coding region: 1-1026 (341 amino acids)
Biological process (GO): positive regulation of antibacterial peptide production; proteolysis
Cellular component (GO): secretory granule
Molecular function (GO): serine-type endopeptidase activity
Source: RefSeq, a predicted model, not a curated record